Messenger RNA from Cephus cinctus (wheat stem sawfly), 720 nucleotides. RefSeq lists its product as uncharacterized. The transcript has 2 exons. Bases 27 to 515 code for a protein of 162 amino acids. The record is from RefSeq and is a predicted model, not a curated record. Lineage: Eukaryota; Metazoa; Arthropoda; Insecta; Hymenoptera; Cephidae.
AGCCCCUCUCUGUUAUUUUAUUUCCUAUGGCCGGACAGUGUGGCUGUGCCAAGUGUUGUUUUCCUGCUUGUCCACCCCAGAAGUUUGUAUAUCCGUACGAUGAGGUAUCCCAUGAGAUCCAGAACAAUGUCCUCUCUAUCAGAGUGGCCAAGGAUCUGAGACAGAUCGAAGGGAUUCAAGGGGAAGUAUCUGAACGCAACCCAACGUUCGAUGUAUCGUGUUCCGAUGCCUACGGUAAAAAGUGCAAGACCGGCUGCGCCAAGGUGAACGUCAUACCGAACAAAGUUCCGCCGGCGAAGAAACCGGAAGAGGAAAUGUUCCUGCUGAGAGCAACCAAGCAAAUAAUGAACACGGACGAGCUGAAAAACAGCCUGGAGAUCGAGUUUAAGGCUCCACGAAAUUAUAUCCCGAAGCCUGACCCGGGGCCAGCACCCCCCAUCAUUCAGAUAGCCACUCGGCAGGGUAAAAAGUCUGGAAAGGGUAAGAAGGGCAAGAAGAAGGCAACCAAGAAAUAGAGGGUUGGAUUCAUGGAAUAGUUUUUGGACCUGCACCAAAUGGGAUAUGAAUUCGCUUAUGAGAAUCAUACGGAAGACUUACUUUAGAAUAUUUGAAAAUUUUUUUAAAUAAAAUUUGAAAAUCCUUGGUUUUCAAUCCAAUUUUUCAAUCCUUCAGACAUCCAACCAAUGAUAUAUAUGACUUACGGAGUAAAUAUGACAAUCC